Messenger RNA from Suricata suricatta (meerkat), 2594 nucleotides. It is a transcript of the gene VTCN1, whose product is annotated as V-set domain containing T cell activation inhibitor 1. The record is from RefSeq and is a predicted model, not a curated record. The coding region runs from base 125 to 973 and encodes 282 amino acids. NCBI's taxonomy places the organism in Eukaryota, Metazoa, Chordata, Mammalia, Carnivora, Herpestidae. The transcript has 6 exons.
CCCCUGAGCGCACUAUUUAAGGGCAGCACGCUGGUGCUGGCUGUGAGUCACGUCCUGGGAGGAGAGGGCAGCUCCGCGCACCCCAGCAGCCGGCGCACCGUGGGAAGGGGCGCGGGCCCCCGCCAUGGCUUCCCCGGGGCAGGUCAUCUUCUGGAGCAUUAUUAGCAUCAUCAUUGUUUUGGCUGGAGCCAUUGCACUUAUCAUCGGUUUUGGUAUUUCAGGGACACACUCCAUUACAGUCACUACCCUCACCUCAGCCGGGAACAUCGGGGAGGACGGAAUCCUGAGCUGCACUUUUGAACCUGACAUCAAACUUUCUGAUAUCGUGAUACAGUGGCUGAAGGAAGGUGUUAUGGGCUUGGUACAUGAGUUCAAAGAAGGCAAAGACGACCUGUCAGACCAAGACGAGAUGUUCAGAGGCCGGACGGCAGUGUUUGCAGAUCAAGUGAUAGGUGGCAAUGCCUCUCUGAGGCUGAAAAACGUGCAACUCACGGAUGCUGGCACCUAUAAAUGUUACAUCAUCACCUCCAAAGGCAAGGGGAAUGCCAACCUUGAGUAUAAAACUGGAGCCUUCAGCAUCCCAGAGGUGAACGUGGACUAUAAUGCCAGCUCAGAGAGCUUACGGUGUGAGGCUCCCCGAUGGUUCCCCCAGCCUACAGUGGUCUGGGCAUCCCAGGUUGACAAGGGAGCCAACUUCUCCGAAGUCUCCAAUACCAGCUUUGAGCUGAACUCUGAGAAUGUGACCAUGAAGGUUGUGUCUGUACUCUACAAUGUCACCACCAAUAACACAUACUCCUGUAUGAUUGAGAACAACAUUGCCAAAGCCACAGGGGAUAUCAAAGUGACAGACUCUGAGAUUAAAAGGCGAAGCCACCUGCAACUGCUGAACUCAAAGGCCUCCCUGUGUGUCUCUUCUUUCUCUGCCAUCAUCUGGGGACUCCUGCCUCUCUGCCCUCACCUGAUGCUCAAAUAAGGAGCCCUGGCCACACAGAAACGUGCAAAGUCAUUGGCACAACAGAAGCCCAGGAAUCUGCAGAACUAUUUCACCACAAGCUAUGACCUAGUUUUAUAUUUCUGGGGGGAAAUGAAGUUUUGAGUGAACAAAUAAGAUCAAGAAGCAAAAAAAGCCAAAAGCAACCCACGGAAGACUCCAGGAUGUACAAGAUAAAUCUGUCUUCAAAGACAUAUAAUAAAAGCUGGGAACAUAAUUCAUCAGAACUGGAUAGGUGUUAAGACUAAGUAAACUGCACAUGGAGACAGGCAUAUCUCCAUAUCUCAGGGACCUCCCCUGACCCCUGCCCAUCGAGGGGGUGAGAGGAAGGGGUGCUGCAUCUCCUUGAUCUCUGAAUCUUUAUAUUGCUGUCAUGUUGCCCUAAUUUCCCAGAAAGUUCUGACUGCAAUAGAUCCACAUCUUAUAAUCCACAAAUUAAAGUGCAGCGGAUAUAGUAGGAGGCUGCUAAUUGGCUGCCACUUCACAAUCCAGAGAUGGCUGCAUUUUAGUGAUGGGUCAGAUAAUUCACCUUUCAUAAGGGUGCUUCCAUGGGCACCUUGAAAUCUCCUCCCCCGUGACAAAUGCUAAAGAAAUGGGGGACAGGACAUACAUGCGACACAAAAAUUAUGACACAAAUUUUCUAAACUAUCUGAGCCUCUGUUUUUAAAACAAACAAAUGCCAUUACAUUUCCCGGAUGCUGUUCACGCCUGAACAGUCCGGGAAGGACCGCUCAUCGUCGCUGCAUGUGGUGCUAUCCACAUAGCAUCAUCACAUGGCUUCAGGCUUCUGCUUUCGGUCCUGCAUGGACUGCGAGGACCUCAACUUUCCACCGCAUCUAGAGCAUGCUUAACUGCUCAGCUGGGGUGAUUUUUCACACCCCUCCCCACACUCAGGAGACAUCUGGAAAUGUCUGAAGACAACUGAAGUUGUCACAACUCAGGGGAGAGGGGAGGGUGCCACUGUCAUGGACAGACCUCGGGAAGGCUGCUCAACGCCCUACAAUGUACAGGACAUCCACCCACAACAGAGUUAUCCGGCCCCAAACGUCAGUCGUGCUGGAAUAAGAAACCCUGAUGCAGAGUAGACAAGGAUCCAGAAAAGAGGGGAGCAAACAAGGCUGUUUGCUUCCUACAGGCGGGCGCCGUCCUCCGUCUCUUUGGCUGCUGCGUCAGCACAGAGAGUGGGAGCUCAGUGUCAGGCAAUCCGGAGUUCCUGACGGGUCCCUCUCCCCUCGUUCUGGUGUGCAAGCCAGGCCCCAGGAGAGCUGCCUGCGCUCCAUCUCAAGGUCUCAGAUCUCAAAUUCAGAGCUCAGGACCUUGCCUGGCCACAUGUCACAUUAAGGUAACAAAAACAUGUACCUUCUUUGAAACACACAGAGACUUAAGAAAGUGGGGGCAAUGAACCUUUGAAGUGAGACCCUGAGGAACACAGCUGUGAUUGAAAAGAAUGUUUUGUUCACAAGCCCCCUUCCCCUUCUUUUCAUGUGUUGCCUGCUGGCCCCCAGCACUGUGGACCCACUGUGACUGUAUUACAUUUUGUUACAGAAAACUUGAUUUUUGAGUUUUGACCAUUCAAGAGAAUGAUUAAAUACACCAUUUCCUA